Messenger RNA from Phlebotomus papatasi, 1825 nucleotides. RefSeq names its product organic cation transporter protein-like. The transcript is spliced from 3 exons. Gene Ontology annotation, cellular component: membrane. The record is from RefSeq and is a predicted model, not a curated record. Gene Ontology annotation, molecular function: transmembrane transporter activity. NCBI's taxonomy places the organism in Eukaryota, Metazoa, Arthropoda, Insecta, Diptera, Psychodidae. The coding region runs from base 100 to 1722 and encodes 540 amino acids. Gene Ontology annotation, biological process: transmembrane transport.
AGCUUCUCAGCAGGAUUGAACGAGGCAGUUCAUUCAGUUACUGGCGCAGCUUCCCAACUGAAAGUCGUGCGAUUGAGCUUGUAUAUCCGGAAGCCCAAGAUGAGUCGCGAAGAGACCAAGUGGGACAAAGUGCUGCAGGAAUUGGGAGAUUUUGGAGUGUUUCAACUCAAGAAUUACAUCCUAAUCUCACUUGUAGUUCUCCUACCUCCAGUUUAUGGAUUUAGUUAUGUUUUCUCUGCUGCUGAUAUGAACUAUCGAUGUCGAAUUGACGAGUGUGAACCUCCAGGAUCGAACUACUCGGCCAAUACAACUCUUCUCGAACUCUCCAUUCCCCAGUUUGAUGGAAAAUUUUCAAAAUGUGACCGUUUUAGUGUACUCAAUAGAUCUGUUGAAACCUGUGAUGCUUCCAAUUUUGAUCACGAUCUCUCAGUUCCGUGUAGUGAUUUUAUAUUUGAUACCACUAAGAGAACCAUCGUGUCCGAAUGGAAUCUCACCUGUGCAGAAAAUGAGUGGAAGUUGGCCUUUGUGGGUACAAUGGCCAACAUUGGACAAUUCAUCGCUCUGCCCAUCACUGGUUUCUUCUCUGAUCGCUUUGGGAGGAAGACCGCUUUUAUCAUUUCCACUCUGUGCUGUGGACUCUGUGGAAUUAUCAAGUCCUUCGCCACCAGUUACACAAUGCUCGUGAUCUUUGAAUUUCUAGAAAUGGCUCUGGGCUCAGGGAUCUAUGCAUGUGGCUAUGUACUGGGGAUGGAACUGGUGGGACCCAGUAAGAGAGCUUUUGGAACUCUCUUCAUAAAUUGCUUCUACACCACCGGAGGAGCUAUCCUAGGAUUCGUAGCCCUCACUCAGGAUUACUGGCGCGAUAUGCUGAGAUGGCUCUACUUUCCAUGCCUCAUUGUUGUGGCAUAUUUUUGGCUCAUCCCAGAGAGUGUUCGGUGGCUACUGACCAUGGGGCGCCAGGAUGAAGCAAGUCAGAUUAUCCGCAAAGCCGCAAAAAAGAACAAAGUUCUACUUUCGGAAGAAACCAUCGCCAUACUACAUGGGAAUGUACCAGAACUGAAGAUCAAUCCUGUGGCGAAGAAGAAGAAAAAAAGCUAUCCAAUUGCCAGUAUUUUCAGUUCUCCUGCCCUCCUCAUCCGUCUAGCUAUUUGUUCCUUUUGCUGGAUCACAAAUACUUUCGUGUACUACGGAUUGGUCAUUAAUUCUGCGUCGUUCGGUGAGAAUAUCCAUACCAGCUUUAUCUUGGGAUGUUUCAUCGAAAUCCCUUCAUUCAUCUGUUCUUACCUCGUCCUGGAUCGCAUCGGAAGGCGAUGGACAUUAUGCAGUGCUUUUCUCCUCAGUGGAGCUGCUUGUCUGACUUUUAUCUUUGUCGGAGCUGAUUUAACAGCCCUCAGACUAAUCUUAUUCUUAAUUGGACGUUUUGGGAUUACAAUAUCUUUUACCAGCAUUUAUUUAUACACCACAGAGAUAUUCCCAACAGAACUGAGAAGUAGUUUGCUAUCAUUCUGCUCGACUGUUGGAAGAAUUGGAGCAGCAGUUGCUCCACAAACUCCCCUUUUAGCUAAAUUUUCAAAAUCCAUGCCAAUGAUUUUGUUCUGUGGAACAGCCAUUGUUGCUGGUUUUCUGAUCCUCCAAGCUCCAGAGACACUCAAUGCUAAACUUCCGGAUACCGUGCAGCAAGCUGAGAAGAUGAAAAACCCAUCAUCUAACAAUAUUCAGUGAGAAAAGUGAAAAAAAAUCCCGCCAUUUUUUUUGUAUAAAAUUAGGUUACAUUUUUAUUAAUUUGUGAUUUGUAAAACAAGAUAAAAUAUUGUGGUCUUAUCGA